GACCUCGAGCAACUGUGGAGGCUACUUGGUCUGGCAUUCCCUAGGCGUUUCCUCAGAGCCGGACCGCCCGGCCCUGAAGGGAGGCGUGCUCGCCCCCUAGAGCGGGCUGGAACCGACCUGCGAGCCGAGCGUCCCGGGAAGGAGGUCCCCGCUCAUCGCUUUGCUCCCGGUGCUUCCCAUCCGCGAGACUCACAGCUGCAGAGCGGCCACCCGACGCCCACUGGAGCAGGCAGCAGCAUGCGGCCGCCGCCAAGCUUGCGCGGACGCGCCCUGCUGGCGCUGGUCAUCGCCUGCGGCGUGGCGGGGGUCCAGGGAGAAGAGAGGGGAUUCCCAUCGACCGGGGCCACUCUGCCACUUCCGGGACCCGGAGAGAUAAUGACGCCCCCCGCCGAGGUUUCCUGGCCGAAGGAUGCCAACGCCAGCGUGCCGUCGACUUCUGCACCCCCUCAGAUGCCUAAAGCAGGGAGGACAACCGGAGCCCGGCCACGCUCGCCUCCUCCGUGCGAGAGAUCCAUUGAGAUCAAGGAGACUUUCAAGUAUAUCAACACGGUGGUGUCCUGUCUAGUGUUCGUGCUGGGCAUCAUCGGGAAUUCCACACUGCUGAGAAUCAUUUACAAGAACAAGUGCAUGCGAAACGGCCCUAAUAUCUUGAUAGCCAGCCUGGCUCUGGGAGACCUGCUACACAUCAUCAUUGACAUCCCCAUCACUGUCUACAAGCUGCUUGCCGAGGACUGGCCCUUUGGAGUUGAGAUGUGUAAGCUGGUGCCUUUUAUCCAGAAGGCCUCCGUGGGAAUCACUGUGUUGAGUCUAUGUGCUCUAAGUAUUGACAGAUAUCGGGCCGUUGCUUCUUGGAGUCGAAUUAAAGGAAUCGGGGUUCCAAAGUGGACAGCAGUCGAAAUUGUUUUAAUUUGGGUGGUCUCUGUGGUUCUGGCCAUCCCUGAAGCCGUGGGUUUUGAUAUGAUAACCAUUGACUACAAAGGACGUUACCUGCGAACCUGCUUGCUUCGUCCCACUCAGAAAACAGCCUUCAUGCAGUUUUACAAGACAGCUAAAGAUUGGUGGCUAUUUAGUUUCUAUUUCUGCUUGCCAUUGGCCAUCACUGCAUUUUUUUAUACACUGAUGACCUGUGAAAUGUUGAGAAAGAAGAGUGGCAUGCAGAUUGCUUUAAAUGACCACUUAAAGCAGAGACGGGAAGUGGCCAAAACGGUCUUUUGCCUGGUCCUCGUCUUUGCCCUGUGCUGGCUUCCCCUUCACCUCAGCAGGAUUUUGAAGCUCACUCUUUAUGAUCAGAAUGAUCCUAAUAGAUGUGAACUUUUGAGCUUUUUGUUGGUGUUGGACUACAUUGGCAUCAACAUGGCCUCCCUGAAUUCCUGCAUUAAUCCUAUAGCUCUGUAUUUGGUGAGCAAAAGAUUCAAAAACUGCUUUAAGUCAUGCCUAUGCUGCUGGUGCCAGUCAUUUGAAGAAAAACAGUCCUUGGAGGAAAAGCAGUCAUGCCUGAAGUUCAAAGCUAAUGAUCACGGAUAUGACAACUUCCGCUCCAGUAAUAAAUACAGCUCAUCUUAGGAGAAGGAAUAGUCACUUAAUUUCAUUUUCUUUAUUGUGGACAGAAGCCACUAAAACAAGGAGGCGUUUGCCAAAACAAAACAACUGUGUGCUUGCACAAAACAAUGUAAAAGUGUAAGAGUGAUGAUUUUCUUAACACUCACAGUGACCCAUGACUCUCUGUGAGCUAUUUAUUGCCUGAGAAAACAAAAGCCUUGAGAAUUAAGAAAGCCUCCUCGUGAAAGCACUUAAUUUUACACAGCCAGCACUCCAGUGUAGCUCUUAAUAACUUCCAGUACAUUCCUGCACCGCUUAGGUUUAGGUUGAACUCACUCUGAAUUCCUGUUCAAGAGGUUUAUGUUUUAAAUUCAUGUGAAUCUGAUAUAAAGGAAAAUUGUGUCACUGUAAAAUGGAAUCUUUAAGUAAAGUUUAAAUGGCUCAAUUCAAAAUUUAAAAAAAUCCUUUAAAAGAACCUUUUCUUAAUUCAUGGUGUCAAACCACUGGCUGGACUAUAAAAUGUGAAAGCAAGUUUAGCUGGUGUAUCUUUUUUUUUUUUUUUUUUCACAUUAGAAACAUAAUUAAAGGAUCAGGAGGUAGCAUCAGAGAGACUGAGGUUUUUGAAAAUCAUUAAUCUAUCUCCAUUCAGAUAAGGCCAAAUGUCACAAAGGGAAAGAGAGAGAAGGUUUGGAAUGCUUUCCCAAAAGACUGAAGUCUCCUACUCAUGUAUUCUGCGAAGAAAAUGCUACCUAUGAUUUUUUUCCAAGAUUAUUAAAAUAUUCUCCUUUCACUACUGUAGUUGAAACACUAUUUGUUUAUUUUGUCAUCUGCAAGUACUUAGCUACAAUUAUAGGACAUGCAGAUGAUUCAACAAAGGGCCAGCCCCAGCGUUUAGUACCUUUACAAUGGAGAGAUGCCAGUAACCACCUAAGGGACAGGACGUGAGUUGCCUGGAGCAGGGCCCACAGGGCGCAGGAGAAAGCAGGGUCCUCUCCCACCUGCUGCAGUCAAAAUGGUCUCUGGCGUAGGUGUAAUAUGAUAAUUAAAACACUGUUUUUUGAAAUCACACAAAUUAAUCAAUUUAACAACUACUUGUAAAGCUUAUUACUAAUUUUUAGAUCAUUUUUAUAAAUAACUAAUAAAAAACGGUUUUUGAUGUGGUGCUUUUUUGUCACAUACAGGCAAAAGUGCUUUUGGGGACUGUAAGGACCUCUUUCUUUGUGCAUUCUUGCCUAAUUCUUUCAUCUCCCCAGCAAAGCGCCUUAGGUUAACUUGGGAUGAUAUGUGUGUGAAAAUAUGUACAAGAGAGAACGGAAGAGAGAGGAAAUGAGGUGGGGUGGGAGGAAACCCACAGGGACGGAUUCCCAUUUUUAGCCUGACGUUCGUCAUUGCCCCGUCACAUCAAUGCAAAAGGUCCUGAUUCUGUUCCAGCAAAACACAGUGCAAUGUUCUCAGAGUGACUGCAGGAAUAAAUUGGGCCCAAGAGCUUUAACUCUGUCUUAAAAUAUAGCAGAGUUUCUACUUUUUUUUUUUUUUCCCCUUUAGUAACCCUGGGCCACGUGCUGGAAAUGAGCUAGCAAUGUUGUUUUCUGCCAGCAUCUAAUGUGACAAUACAGCAAACCAAAACCCCAAGAUGUGGCCAAAAAGAAAUGACAAUAAUUAAUUCACAUGCCACAUGGAUUCUAUUUACAGAUCACUCGCGGUCUUGUUUAUUAGUUUCUUCCCAAUCACUUUCUCAGACACUUGUCAACACAAAAGACAUUUCAAACUUUGGAUUUUAAAUUAACUUUGGAUAACUAAUAUAUUUUUUACUCCCACUUAAGUUUUAGAUCAUUUUUAUUACCAUGUACUGAGUUUUGGUUCUUCCUCAUUUACAUCCCAAUACCCUUUCCUUUUCCAUAUCAGACUGUGGUCUGUAAUCAUCUUGCCAAAUUUUGAAACCGCACGCAAAGAGUAUGUACAUGGACUAUUUAUAACGAAAUUGCUUUCAGUAGCUUUUCUAAAAAUGUUUGAUUUGAAAAUGUUAACACCUGAUAAAAGUUGGUAAGAAGCAAAUAUGAUUUCUGGACAUAAUUAAAACCAAUAUGGCCAAAGGAAUUCAGGUUGUAGCAAAACAUGGGUAUGCUGUAGUUAACUCUAUAAAAUUGUAAUAUAAACAUGUAAAAUAGCUAUGUAUUUUGUCUUCUUGUGGUCACUUAAAGUGGCAACUACUGUAGUUGCUGAUUCCUUAUUAUGUAAACAAAAUCAAUAAAAAGUUAAAUUGUUU
Molecule: messenger RNA, 3805 nt
Organism: Herpailurus yagouaroundi (jaguarundi)
Lineage: Eukaryota; Metazoa; Chordata; Mammalia; Carnivora; Felidae
Gene: EDNRB
Product: endothelin receptor type B
Exons: 8
Coding region: 238-1563 (441 amino acids)
Biological process (GO): enteric nervous system development; developmental pigmentation; regulation of blood pressure
Cellular component (GO): plasma membrane
Molecular function (GO): endothelin receptor activity
Source: RefSeq, a predicted model, not a curated record